GUUGGGGAAUUCCCUUUGCGAAUUCUGGGCUCUUCACCUACACAUUUACACAUUUACACAUUUACUUGCGCACGACAUCAAACCCCUCCAUCUUCUUCCGAGCCCGUUUUGCAAGGCCCUUCGGUACCCUUGUGAUACGCAGGACUGUCACUCUUUAAUCGUUUAGAUCAGUUUCUCAUUCUUUUCUACCGCAUACAUAACUUCGAUAUAGAUCGCAAAAACUCCAAUGUGGUCAUUUGGAACUACUAUGACAAUGGCGAAAGAUAGCGAUCCUUCGCCAGCUCCUGCCACACAGGCUCAACAACCUACUAAACCUGUUCAGCCUUCACAGCCCCUCCAGCCCCUCCAGCCCCUCCAGAAUACGAUGCCAUAUCCCCGGCCUCGACCGCCGAUACUAUCGCAACGCUCGCUCAAGCAACUAGGCCUCUUCUUCGCCGGCGCGGGCUUUCUUUCGCUCUCGACUCUAAUAACAAGACGGGCGGUAGUUAGAAAACAAUUGGCGACGAUUCCCAAAUUUUAUCACCAGAGUCAUCAACAAGUUAACAAGGUACAAUCCGAUGGCUCGUUAAUAGCUCUCGAGGCUCUAAACCUCGCCACGCUCAAUGUCAUAGGAUUCGGUAUUAUGAUGACAGGUGGCCUAUCGUGGGCCUUUGACAUCUCGAGCGUCGAUGAUUUAAGGAGUAUGACAAGGGGACAUGUUGGACCCUCGGGCGGCCGAACUGACGAAGAGGCUGAACGAGAAAUCGAAGAAUGGGUAGCGAAGGUCCUGGGGAGGAAAGAAGAAAGAGAAAAUACCAAACAACCGCUAGAAAAGGGCGACUAACCGUGCUAAGUAAUUAAAGCCGGUGGAGGAAAGGUCUUGGUACGCAACCCAUACUUGGGGCUCAACACCAAGAACCAAGAACCAAGAACCAAGAACCAAUCUUAUAUAUCUCCGCUCCUCCCGCACGUCGAGACUCGAUAAGUUUGCCAUUGGCAACUUGCUGAUUGGUGAUAUGCAUCAAAUAUUCACGUACUGAAGCGGGAUCCUACUCCAAGCAAGCCACACACGUUAGUUUAUCUUCGAUACCAGCAAUUUUGCCCAGCGGAACGCACUGUGUCUGGAGUCAGGUAGGUAUUUGUUCAGCUAUAAGUGGCGCUCGCCGAUCGAUCUGUUCUCUGUCUAACAUUUGGCUUCUAAUUGUACCCUCUCGUAUCUGGACAACAUCCUACACAGCCUUCAACUAUGAAUAU
This is a messenger RNA of Daldinia decipiens, 1233 nucleotides long. RefSeq lists its product as uncharacterized. The transcript has 2 exons. The record is from RefSeq and is a predicted model, not a curated record. Gene Ontology annotation, cellular component: mitochondrion. Lineage: Eukaryota; Fungi; Ascomycota; Sordariomycetes; Xylariales; Hypoxylaceae. Bases 227 to 823 code for a protein of 198 amino acids.